Mandrillus leucophaeus (drill) is the source of this 1381-nucleotide messenger RNA. RefSeq names its product p53 and DNA-damage regulated 1 (gene PDRG1). Gene Ontology annotation, cellular component: prefoldin complex. Gene Ontology annotation, biological process: protein folding. NCBI's taxonomy places the organism in Eukaryota, Metazoa, Chordata, Mammalia, Primates, Cercopithecidae. The transcript is spliced from 5 exons. Bases 127 to 528 code for a protein of 133 amino acids. The record is from RefSeq and is a predicted model, not a curated record.
CGCACCACCGUUCUUUUAACUGCGCAGGCGCGCCGGAAGCCCCUUGAGAGCGGCGCAUGCGCAGCGGGAGUCGAAACGGAGACCCCCGGGGUCGCACGACAGCCGCAGGAGGAGUUGGUGGGCGGUAUGCUAUCGCCCGAGGCGGAGCGAGUGCUGCGGUACCUGGUAGAGGUGGAGGAGCUCGCCGAGGAGGUGCUGGCGGACAAGCGGCAGAUUGUGGACCUGGACACUAAAAGGAAUCAGAAUCGAGAGGGCCUGAGGGCCCUGCAGAAGGAUCUCAGCCUCUCUGAAGAUGUGAUGGUUUGCUUUGGGAACAUGUUUAUCAAGAUGCCUCACCCUGAGACAAAGGAAAUGAUUGAAAAAGAUCAGGAUCAUCUGGAUAAAGAAAUAGAAAAACUCCGGAAGCAACUUAAAGUGAAGGUCAACCGCCUUUUUGAGGCCCAAGGCAAACCGGAGCUGAAGGGUUUUAACUUGAACCCCCUCAACCAGGAUGAGCUUAAAGCUCUCAAGGUCAUCUUAAAAGGAUGAGACUCAAGAACCAAGAUGGGGGACCAGCAACCCCCCAGGGUCAUGGAGGACCCAGAACCCUCCAACCUUGACAUCUGUAAGAACAGGAUCUGCCCUGUAAGGGGACAGGCGUCAGGAAUCUGGCCAUGAAAACCUCUUUGUCUGUAGUGCUUGGCUACUCUGUGAUGGCAGGAGGGAACCUUCAGCCUAUCUGGCUGCUGGACCUGGACACCAGGGCUCAGUGGACACAAGAUCUAUUGAUGGGUCCUGGUAGCCAUCAGUGGGUGUGUGGGGCAGUGGCUGUGGGGGUGUAAGAAUGACUGCAACAGGCACUUCCCAACAAUGGCCUGCUGUUCACAUGGACCCUGAGCAAGGAGGGAGGGAGGGAGGGGCAGAGUGGAGUUUCAUUCCAGCAUUCCUCUCAGAAGGGAGAGAGGUUUUCAGGCAGGUGCCAUGGGAUUGGAAUAAACCAGGAGGCUCAUGGGUGGUUGCUGAAUGAAGAACAGAAUCUUGGUGCUUUGUGGCUCACCACAGCCAUCUGUGGGGCAGGCACACACACCUCCCUGCCAGCUCCAUUUUUGCGCUUUUUCCCUGCUUGAUUCCAAGAGUGGGUGCUGCCUAGCAGCCCUUUGUGGCCGCUCUUUACUCAGGAGGGCCUUGCAGAGUCCUGCACCAGGCCUGGGUGAGUGGGUGCACCUCUUACCAUAUAUGACAUGUGUCAAGAGUGCCCUUCCGCCCCUUCUGAAAGUGGGGCCUGGCCAGCACUGCUCGUUACUGUCUGCCUUCAGUGGUCUGAGGUCCCAUUAUGAACUGUCAUGAAGUCAAAACUCUUGUGUUCAUUAAGGGCUCAAUAAACGUUAGCUGAAUGAAUGAA